CACAAAUCAAUCCCGGUCGAUCUCCGCCGCCGCCGCCAUGAAUCCGGCAGGCGCUGAGGCAGCUGCUGGCAAGAAGUCCCGACACAAGGACAAAAAGGAAAAUAAAACGAAGCGCAAAGACACCACGGAGCACCACGGCGGCGAGCCCGAGGACGAAGCCGUCCACAAGAAGAAGAAGAAGAAGCAUACGUCGGAGAAGGGGGACCCGAAACGGAAGCCGACGGUGAGCAUCGCCAUCGCUGGCUCCAUCAUCGACAACGCCCAGUCCCUCGAGCUCGCCACCCUCCUGGCCGGUCAGAUAGCCCGCGCGGCGGCCGUAUUCCGUAUCGACGAGAUCGUUGUCUUCGACAGCAGCCUGCCGGAGGAGAACGGCGGUGGCGCCGAAGAUGAAGAGGAGAGCGGUGCACGGUUUCUUAUUCGCAUACUGGAGUAUUUGGAGACACCGCAGUACCUGCGCCGCAGGCUCUUCCCAAUGCACAAGAACUUCAAAUAUGUGGGGUUGCUUCCGCCGCUGGAUGCGCCACACCAUGUGCGCAAGCAUGAGUGGUCUGAAUUUCGUGAAGGUGUAACAUUGGGCGGGGAUCGUUCAAAGGGCACACAGGUUGAUGUUGGGCUAAGUAAGAAUGUUUUGGUUGAGCAAAUCCUAGAACCAGGGAAAAGAGUAACUGUAGCCAUGGGAACCAACAGGGACAUUACAACAGAUUGUGUCAGGAAAGUCGUUCCGCCAUCCUCACCCAGCGAAGAAAUGGGAUCAUAUUGGGGCUACAAAGUCCGCUACGCUUCAAAUUUGACUGGUGUUAUCGACGGUUCACCAUACAAGGAAGGAUAUGAUCAUAUCAUUGGCACUUCAGAGCAUGGCGAAACCAUUAUUUCAUCUGAGUUCAUCUUGCCUUCAUUUAGGCAUCUUUUAAUUGCGUUUGGUGGGCUGGCUGGUCUGGAAGAGAGCAUCGAAGAAGACAUAAAUCUGAAGGGCAAAGGUGCGAAAGAUGUAUUCACAUCUUAUUUGAAUACUUGCCCGAACCAAGGUAGCAGAACAAUAAGGACAGAGGAGGCACUUCUCAUAUCCCUUCAAUACUUCCAAGACCCCAUUAGGCGAGCAGGAUAGCAAAUUAGAAGGUUGUAUACAGACAUCUGCAGAUCCAACGUGGCUCUUAUGGAAGGGAAGCUUGUGUGCUAGGGAAUUUGAGUGGCAUUGGCGGAGUUUGUUCACUGAAUCUGUUAACCCAUGCGCAUAUGCGACAUUGAAUCAUCCAACGGAGAAUUUGUUAGCUCUAAAGAACAUCUUUGUACUCCUUGUUGGGCGCUGCAUUGACCGAAACUUUUUGUUUCAACAACAUUGACCAAAACUUUAUAGGGAAAACUUACCUUAGCCAUUUCACCGGAAGGGGGAAGAUUUGUAGUUUCCCAUUUUGGUCCAUCUAAGUUUCCUGCUUGGGCUGUAUUAUCACCAUAGUUUUACGAAGAUUGUUGUUUGUAGGACUGCUUUUAACGCUUGAAAUGGACAUGGAAUGUUGAGUCGUCA
This is a messenger RNA of Lolium rigidum, 1522 nucleotides long. Its product is annotated as putative methyltransferase C9orf114. The transcript is spliced from 10 exons. NCBI's taxonomy places the organism in Eukaryota, Viridiplantae, Streptophyta, Magnoliopsida, Poales, Poaceae. The coding region runs from base 38 to 1105 and encodes 355 amino acids. The record is from RefSeq and is a predicted model, not a curated record.